Cuscuta epithymum is the source of this 2179-nucleotide messenger RNA. The record is from the annotation of a GenBank genome assembly. Lineage: Eukaryota; Viridiplantae; Streptophyta; Magnoliopsida; Solanales; Convolvulaceae.
CAAAGAACAAUCCUCACCCACUCUCUCCCUCACCCCUUCGGCCAGAACACCAAGCAAGAGCCAAGAAAAUUCUCCAUCCUCCUUCUCCUUUGUUGAAGAGAGCUUUACAAGAAAGAAUACCAAGAAAAGGAGCUAAAGUGUUAAAAGUGUGAAAGGAUUAAGGAACUUGAUUAAAGUGUUUUUGAGCUUCGCCGGAGUUUCGCCGGAGUUGGUCAAAGUUCGCCGGAGUUGGUCAAAGUUCGCCGGAAUUAGUCAAAGUUCAACCGCGGAGCGUAGAACACGCUUAAGCUCACUUAAGUUUCAGGUAGAACUUGAAGGUUGCUACCAGUGCCGUUGCUCCGAGAGAAUUCAGGAGAAGAAGACGUGAAAUGGAACGUACCGGCAAGGUUACUCGACGAAACCCGACUGGCCAGGCACUGGGAAGGUCCCAACAUGGCAGUCGAGGGGCAUCGAGGGUGUCCAGAGGACAGGGUCGUGCAGGCCAUUCGUUGACCGUGAGUGACGGUCAUGUUGAAACAAUAGACGAGCAUUAUGAGUCCGAGGAGGAUUCGACGUACCGACCGGGAACGGAGCCGGUUGAGACCCCAUAUGAUGGGGAAGAUGAUGACGUGAGUGAAGGGAGCGAUGAUAAUGGCGCUCUGGAGAGAAUCGAGGAAUUGCUCCGGCAAUACCAGCAAGAUCGCCAAAGGCGCCGAGCAAGGCGUGCUUUGGAAAGGGCUUCGAGGAGGGGAAGCCGCGUGACUCCUAGGGAGAGCAUUGAACCCCGAGGAGGUCGAGGUGCCGAGGUUCCUAUUAUACGGAUCUCGAAGUACCUCAAGGAGGCAAGAGAUUUGGGCUGUAAACCGUUUGACGGAACGGGAGACAUCUCCGUUGCGGCCGAAUGGAUCAAAAGAUUCAACGAAGCGGCCCUUGAUACGCAACUGCCACCCCACAUGAAGAUGAGAGUGGCAACAAGAUUGCUAGAAGGCAUGGCGUCCACGUGGUGGGACGGAGUUAAAGGGAAGUACGGCGAGGCCGUCACUUGGGAGAACUUUAGGCAAGAAUUCUUUAGUCAAUACUACUCCGACUUCGAGGUGAACUUGAAGAGGAGGGAGUACACGAAUUUGACCCAAGGAGGGGAAUGCACGGUGAAAGAACUUGAGCACAAGUUCAGAAAGCUUGCCGAGUUCAUACCGGAGUACAUAUGUGAUGAGAACCGGAUGGUGAAUCACUUCUGGGAUGCCUUGGACCUUGACAUACGCGAGAGGGCAACACAAUUGCCUAAUAUGACGUUUAGUCAAGUGGUUGAACAAGGCCUGGAGGGAGAGAAGGAGCGGGAGGAAAGAAAGCGAAGGAACGCCGAGGAGGCGAAGAAGAGGAAGUGGGAAAGCCAUGGCCCCCAAGGUUCUAAAAAAAAGGGGAACCACGGGGGAGGGGGAUCGUUCAGAGCACCGGCACCGCCAUCCAAGGGAAACCCGGCUUUCGGCGGGCACAACUCGGGCUCACAAGCCUCAACGGCGCCCAGGUGCCAAAAUUGCAACAUGAGCCACGCCGGUAAGUGUCGUGACCCUCCUCGGUGCUACCAAUGUGGAGACACGGGGCAUAUUAAACCAAAUUGCCCUCAACUUGGUGGGAACCGGGGGGCGGGAUCAAGCGGCGCUACUACGGCAAGUAGGAGUUGGACCGGAGCACCCCAUGCUAGUACGGGGCAAGGGGGAGCGAGCACCAGCAAUGCGCCGUCCGUGAAUCAAGGAAGGACGCAAGCUAGAGUCUACGCAAUGACCGAGGCCGAUGCUCGGGAUAAUCCCGACUCCGUCGCAGAUUUAAGGGAAGAGCUUACCGGAAGACGUUAUCAAGGUGCCACACUUGUCUGAGUAUUUUGAGUCCAGCUGCUAGCAGAUACUAAAGCUAAGGUUAAGGCCCAGGCCGAGGAAGAUGAUGAGAGAGUGGAACGCGUGCCAAGAUGAGUUAACGGGAACGACCUUGGCGGCUUCUAGCUAGAUAUUAUUUAGUUUUCAGUAUUUCAGUGUUAUAAUAAAGUGAUAAAUAUUACUUUAUUUUUAUUUGAGGAUUUGAAGUUCAGUAAAUUCCUGGAUCCAGGUGGUUAUCACAUUUGCUGGUGAUAGCUAGAUUUUAUUGAAUUUUUAUUUGGAGCUAUAUUUUAGUUAUAUUUGAGAUUUUAUCAGGGUUAUUUUCUUAA